AUGGCAAAAGAUGAUUGCAGUGGUGCUUCUAAAACAUGUGAGAGUGAAAAUGGCUAUUCUCAAGCUGGAUCCCGUGGCGAGAAGAAGCUUAAGCUGUUCAGUUUCGAGCUUAGCCCGAGGAAGAACGAUCGUGUCAAUGGUGGCUGCGAAAGCGUGAAUUCGAGUACGGAUGAGAAGAAAUUUGAGUGCCAAUACUGCUUUAAGGAAUUCUCAAACUCACAGGCGCUGGGAGGGCAUCAGAAUGCUCACAAGAAAGAGAGGAUGAAGAAGAAAAGAUUGCAAGUUGAGGCCAUGAGAGCAGCCAGCAUCUACUCUUAUCUUCACCCUUUACAAAACAGCUUUGGUUUUAGCUACCAAAACUCUUCUAAAUCACAAAUUAGUUUCGAGAAAUACCAGCAGGAUGCAUCUAACCAAAUCAUCCAUUUCCAGCAACAUUCACCGGGGUUCACCAUAACACCAGCUGACAAUCCAUCAAAGCAAAGGUGUAAAUACUUGGAUCUUCAUUUGGAUCUCAGCUUGUAA
This is a messenger RNA of Hibiscus syriacus, 522 nucleotides long. RefSeq names its product zinc finger protein 5-like. Bases 1 to 522 code for a protein of 173 amino acids. Gene Ontology annotation, molecular function: transcription cis-regulatory region binding; DNA-binding transcription factor activity. Lineage: Eukaryota; Viridiplantae; Streptophyta; Magnoliopsida; Malvales; Malvaceae. Gene Ontology annotation, cellular component: nucleus. Gene Ontology annotation, biological process: cytokinin-activated signaling pathway; trichome differentiation; trichome morphogenesis. The record is from RefSeq and is a predicted model, not a curated record. The transcript has a single exon.